Trichoplax adhaerens is the source of this 3771-nucleotide messenger RNA. RefSeq lists its product as uncharacterized. The record is from RefSeq and is a predicted model, not a curated record. The transcript has 17 exons. Bases 1 to 3771 code for a protein of 1256 amino acids. Gene Ontology annotation, molecular function: GTPase binding. Lineage: Eukaryota; Metazoa; Placozoa; Uniplacotomia; Trichoplacea; Trichoplacidae.
AUGCAUAUUUAUCGUCUAUCCAAAGCUAAAACAUCAUUACAGUCUGAAGACUAUCCAUUGGAUUUAGCUACUAGCGCUGAAAGUGAGAUUCAAUUUCUACUCCAAUUGACUGGUUAUACGCCUACAGCGAGUAGUGACGAGCAGAAGAGUUCACCAAUAGAUAAUUUUAAAUUUUCAUACUUUCCAGAUAGCGAAGUGAGAUUAAGAAGUAUGUCCGACCCUAAUGCGAAUAAGCCUGCAGAGGCUAUCGCAGCUGUGAAACAGACUAGUAUUUCACGAGUAAGAUCAAGUAGUCGUCCAAUUUCCAUCGGUUCGAUUAAAAUUAGAACUCGAAGCACCGAAGAUGCCGGAACAGAUUCACCAACUCUUAAAUCGCCUGAAGAAGGAAGCUACUUUACGGAUCAAGGCAGUUUCAACAGCAAGAAAAGUAAAGGGAAGCAGAAAGGGCUAUCAUCUUUAUCUGCCUUGUUUUCUAAGAGCAGCAGAACCAUGUCUAUGUCUAGCAAAGCUACUUCUAACUGCAAGAAGACUCCAGUAACUGAAUAUGGAGGUGAUAAUUCACUAUUUUAUCCUUCAAUCUUUCGCUUAUAUGCUAACAUUAAUGUGACAAAUGGCAUUCGACCCGAACCCUUGAUGAUUUCAAAUCGUGUGAAUGUUAAAAAAGUGAUUAAAGAAGCAAUUGAAAGAUUAAAAUUAGACAUUACUAAUCGCAAGUAUUACGCUUUAUGUGAAAUAAUCUAUUCGGCUAAAGAUCGUAAGACAAGUCGGCGAUUUAGUAAAGGCAACAGUGGUAGUAAAUCUGAUCAAUCUCAGCCCCUUUACCUUAGAGUACUUGAUGACUAUGAGCAGCCACUAGCAUUGCAAACAUUUUGGCAAGUAGCACCAGAGUAUGAACGGCGUUUUGAGCUGUUGUGGAAAACCGAUGCUUUAGCAUACCUAGCUGAUUUCGAAUCCUCUACAGGAUUGGAAAAUUUACGGAAAAGGCUGGUAAAGAGUUUUUCUUCGCAUGAAAAUGUAUUGGAAAUGGUUUAUCCUGCUCAAUUAUCGACGCAACAGCAACAAGACCAUGCACAACAUGAACAACUGCAGGAUGAAGGGAUUCAAUCCGAUCGUAUAAAAUCGGAUGAUGAAACCCCAACACCACCUUCGCGUAAAUUAUCCAAAUCCUCCUCCCAAUGUCCUCAUUUUGUCAUGAUACGUGGCUUUGAAUUAAAAGAAGAUGAAUAUAUUUAUAAUAUAUUACAACGCGUUAUACUAGUUUGCUUUCGUUACAGUGGCGAUUGUACAACCGAAAAUGAAAUUCUUCUUCGAUCACCUGAUAUCUUACCACAGCAUUGCUGGAUUUACAAUCGUUCCGUUAAUGAAGAUCAGCACGAGAUUUCAGAUGAUCAAGACUCGGAUUCUAGUGAGGCUGUAACUGAUGUCUGGCUGAGUCCAUUCGAAGGCGCCCUAGUAACUGUUAAUAACGUCAAGAUUGUUGCUGAAACAAAACUUACGCCAGGGGAUUUAAUUGGCUUCGGACGUUACUAUUUGUUCAUCUAUAAAAAUCCCAAAAAAGUUUCAGAUUCGGCAUUGCAAAUUUCUUGGCUAAAUUCAAUUCCAGCACCCGCACCAACUCAGUCUAAUCCAUCUUCAGAGAUCAUACCCAAGGUUAGCAUCCAAACUCAAACGAAUUUUGAAGACGAAUUAGAUUUUGAUGGUUCCGUUUUUGAGAAAAACGAAGCCUACAUACCUUCGUUUAUUAACCAAAAUGAACCUUCAUCACCGAAGGACGAUAACCGACUGGAAUUAGAAUAUGGUCUAGAACAGGAAAAUCAGCUAUUAUCUUCUAUCAAUAUUUUAGCUGAUCCGGCAAUGACUCAAACGUUCAAGUUAGCACCAGCAUAUGUCCUUGCUAUGAGCUUAGAAUAUUCCAUUAAAAAUCAUGGCAAAGAAUCCACCAUACUGUUUACCGACAAAAUAUAUCAAAUGCUAAAAAAUAAUAAUGAGGAGGCCAUAACUACUCUUAAAUCUCAGCUUCUCCCAAGAGGAAAGGAUGCCACUGAAAAAUUAAAUGCGGUACUACCAACUUUAUCCAAUCUCGUUUUAUGGAUAGCAAAUACCAUAGAAGUAUUGCACUUUGUCAAUACACAUUCUCUUAUUAAAGAAGUUAAAAGCAAUGAUUUUCAUUUGCUAACUAAUGUUUCACAACAAUCUUUAUCGCAAAUUGUUUCCAUCAUAAUCAAAAUUUUGCGCAAAAGUAUUUCAGAAUCUGCUAAUUAUUCGUCAGAAAAAAAUUCCCUGACUGGAAAUGUUAUUGAUAUUUUUCGAAAUAUCUCUUUCUCUUCCAUUGCUACAAUUCUUAAUGCAGUUUAUGACUUAUCCACUCUCUACGAUUUACACCCUGAAGCAAGAAAUGCUUGUUUAUCCAACAUCUUGGAAUUCCUCAAUUAUAAGAUUUUAGACAUUACUAUAAAAUAUGGUGUUAGCGGCAAUUAUGAUCAAUCUCACGGUAUAUCCUUGCAACAAAAUUUGAAUAACAUUCUAAACUGGACUAAUCAAGUCGAUCUUAAUUACUUGGCAACGGAUAAAAUGGGAUCUGCAAUUCAAGUUGCCCAUUUAUUAGCCUCAAUACCACAACAUCUCUUUCAGUCUUCAUGGGAGAAGUUAUCAUCUACCUAUAACAAACUCACCGCACCACAGCUGCAUUGGUUCAUGAGUAAGCAUCAAUUUAAUUCCUAUGUCAUUCCUCCUAUGCUUUGGCUACCACCUCAGCAUGUCUCACAAGAAGUCUUAAGCACAGUUCAACUUGUGGCACCAUGGCAAAUAAAUGAAUUCUUUUCAUUACCGGCCAAAGAUUAUAUCGUUAAUCUAGAUGGUGAUCCCCCAGAAGGGAUGCUGUAUCAAAAUAUCCAAAUCCUAAAUAAUGCUUCUCGAGAAAGAAGAUCAUCCAUGGAUCAAAGUAAAUUUAUGGAUCAGAUUGAGAAAAAAAUAAGUAGAAAAAUUUCAAUUAAGUGCAAAAGCUCUAUCACUGAUGCUUUAAUGAAAAUGUGUGAUAAUUUGACGCAUACAAACUCUCGUCGCUCUUCUUACGAGUAUGAUCCGGAAAUGUUCCUGGAGCAAGUUUCUUAUGAUGGACGAAAAGAUUGUAGAAAUGCUGAUAUGAUUAAACAGACUAAUAAGAGUACCGUACUGCAAAAUAGCAAUGUGAUCGAUGGUGGAUCUAAAGUGUCUAAAGACUGUAAUGAUAAAAGAUGUGAAAAAAUAAAGUCAAAGUAUUCUCGUCCAGAAGUCACCAAAAGUAAAAAGUUAACAGACAGCGAUGGAUCUACUCCUAAGAUUAAUAGUAAUAGAAUACAACAGUGGCUAAAAUCAGACAGUACGUCUUUAUUCGCCAAUUCGACGGAUAUAGAUGAUAUUAUUUUUGCCGAGAUUGAUGAAAGUCCAAUUCGCGAUGACAAAGAAAUAUUCGUCGAUUGCGAAACAAACGAUAUUUCGUCAGCACAGUCCAAGCACGAUUUAAUAGUCCGAGAUCAAUUAAUUGAGGAUCGUGAAGUGACUACUGUGAUAUUACACAAAAGGCAUGGUGAUUUAGGUUUAGGACUUGUAGACGGGACUAAAUCCGUAUUUCGUAAAGAGGGAGUCUUUGUUGCAGAGGUUAAACCAGAGGGAAUUGCAUCAUCGGGUAAUCGUAUAAGCUCCGGUGAUAAAAUCAUAGCUGUUAACGGCAUCAGUUUAUCUGGCGUCGAGUAUUCGAGGAUAACUGGUAGUGUAAUUCUUAAAAUUGUAUAA